Molecule: messenger RNA, 935 nt
Organism: Chroicocephalus ridibundus (black-headed gull)
Lineage: Eukaryota; Metazoa; Chordata; Aves; Charadriiformes; Laridae
Product: 1-acyl-sn-glycerol-3-phosphate acyltransferase alpha-like
Exons: 6
Coding region: 8-817 (269 amino acids)
Biological process (GO): phosphatidic acid biosynthetic process
Cellular component (GO): endoplasmic reticulum; membrane
Molecular function (GO): 1-acylglycerol-3-phosphate O-acyltransferase activity
Source: RefSeq, a predicted model, not a curated record
UGGAAGGAUGGAGCUUUUGCUCCUUCACUACCCUUUUACUUUUCUGUUCGUCAUGUUUCUAGUCCUUUACCAGGUGAAUCCUGCAUUCAGAUACUUCUGCAAGAUGACCUUCUACAAGUUGUGGCUCUUCACCCUAAGCAUUCUGGUUAUUAUGUUGAGUAUUCCUCGCGGACGUAACGUGGAAAACAUGAAGUAUUUACGCAUGACAUUGCUGCCUCUCAAAUACAUCUUUGGAAUCAAGAUAGUGGUGAAGGGCAAGGAGAACCUCAGGACUAAGAAACCUUUUGUCCUCGUGUUGAAUCACCAGACCUCCCUUGACAUUAUGGUGAUGAUGGAGAUAUUACCAAGUCGUUGUGUGCCCAUUGCAAAGAAGGAAAUCCUAUAUAUGGGCACUUUUGGCCUAGCGUGCUGGCUCUCAGGACUCAUCUUCAUUGACCGCAAGAAGAGGGAUGAGUCCAUCUCUACCUUGACAGAGGUGGCAUACUCUCUGCACAAAGAAAAUUUCCGCGUCUUGGUCUUCCCUGAAGGAACUCGCAAUCAUGGUGGCUCCAUGUUGCCCUUCAAACGUGGGGCCUUCCAGCUGGCCGUGAAAGCCCAGGUUCCCGUUAUUCCUGUAGUGAUCUCUUCCUACCAGGACUUCUACAACCAGAAGGAGAAGAGAUUUACACCAGGGAAAAGCAUCAUCCAGAUCUUGCCAGAAGUGGAGACCAUUGGCCUGGGCCCAGACGAUGUUCCCAAGCUCACCGAGCAGGUCCGUGACUCCAUGCUCACUGCCUACCAGGGGAUAUCAGGAAUGACGAAUGGGACUUCCCAUUAGCGAUCCUACCUUCCAGCUCCAGCUGUGUGUAGCAGCUGAGGGGGAGGGCACAGCAACCACAAGAAGAUCUGGAAGCAGAGUCAACCAUGUGUUGCAACCUUGACAUACCAGAGACAGG